AAUACAAGGACAUGCGGCCACCCUCGCAAGCAACAUAUCCCCUGGAUGUUUUAAGAACUCACGGGCUGGCUGAGGAGUACAUAACACACGGGAGCCAUGAUUCCUGUAACGGAGUUCCGGCAGUUCAUGGAACAGCAGCAGCCGGCGUUCCGAGUGCUGAAGCCCUGGUGGGACGUGUUCACGGACUACCUCUCCGUGGUCAUGCUCAUGAUCGGAGUGUUCGGGUGCACCCUGCAGGUAAUGCAAGACAAAAUCAUAUGCCUUCCAACAAAUACUCCCACUCAGAACCAAACCGUAGCCUUGAAAAAUCAAUCGGAACAUCCCUUACUUUCCCACACCAAUGAAGUGUCCGCUCCCAUGCCUGAACUGAAAGGGCGGAAGACCAACCUGGACUUGCAACAGUACAGCUACAUUAACCAAAUGUGCUACGAGAAAGCGCUGCAUUGGUACGCCAAGUACUUCCCGUAUCUGGUCCUAAUACACACAAUGAUCUUCAUGGUGUGCAGCAACUUCUGGUUCAAGUUCCCAGGCUCCAGCUCCAAAAUAGAGCACUUCAUUUCCAUUCUGUGGAAGUGCUUCGAUUCUCCCUGGACCACCAGAGCCCUGUCUGAGGUGUCCGGGGAAAACCCAGAGGGGCAAGACGAGAAAAAAGAGGGUGACAGCAAGGCCAAUGUGUCCACCAUUGAAGAUGGUCUGGAGAAGACACAGUCCCUCAGGUCCAUCCCAGAAAAGCUGGUCGUCAACAAGCCGGCCGCAAGUGUCCUAGACAAGAAGGAAGGAGAGCAGGCCAAGGCUUUGUUUGAGAAGAUUAAGAAGUUUCGCCUUCACGUGGAAGAGGGAGACCUGCUCUAUGUCAUGUAUGUUCGCCAGAACAUUCUCAAAGUGCUGAAGUUCCUCCUGAUCAUCAUAUACAACUGCUUCCUCGUGCAUCGGGUGAAGAUCAUUGUGACAUGCAACGUGAAAACCAAGGACAUGACGGGUUACGACAACUUCCUGUGCAAUCACACGAUGGCCCACUUGUUCUCAAAGCUGUCCUACUGUUACCUGUGUUUUGUAGGGGUCUAUGGACUUACGUGCCUUUACACUUUGUACUGGUUGUUCCACCGCUCCCUCAAGGAGUACUCUUUCGAGUAUGUGCGGCAGGAGACUGGAAUUGAUGACAUACCAGAUGUGAAGAACGACUUCGCCUUCAUGCUGCACAUGAUCGACCAGUACGACCCGCUGUACUCUAAGAGAUUUGCGGUGUUCCUGUCCGAAGUCAGCGAGAACAAGCUGAAACAGCUCAACCUGAACCACGAGUGGACGGCACAGAAGCUACGGCAGAAGCUGCAGACCAACGCCAACAACAAGCUGGAGCUCCAGCUCUUCAUGCUCUCCGGCCUCCCGGACACCAUCUUCGAGGUGACCGAGCUCCAGUCUCUGAAACUGCAGAUCAUAAACAACGUCACCAUCCCGGCCGCCAUCUCCAAGCUGGAGGACCUCCAGGAGCUGUCCCUGUACCAGUGCUCCAUCAAAGUCCACAGCACCGCGGUCGCCUUCCUGAGGGAGAACCUGAAGGUGCUGAGGGUGAAGUUCGACGACAGCAGGGAGCUGCCGUCCUGGAUAUACUGCCUGCGCAACCUGGAGGAGCUGCAUCUCAUGGGUCUCUUCAGCCACGACAUCUCCAGGAAUGUCACCCUGGACUCACUGCGCGAGCUGAAGUCUCUCAAGACCCUCCACCUGAAGAGCAACUUCACCAAGAUCCCACAGUCCAUCGUGGACGUCUCAAGCCACCUGCAGAGGCUCUACAUCCACAACGACGGCACCAAGCUGGUCAUGCUCAACAACCUGAAGAAGAUGGCGCACCUGGUCCACCUGGAGCUGGUGCACUGCGAGCUGGAGCGCAUCCCCCACGCCGUCUUCAGCCUCACCAACCUGCAGGAGCUGGACCUUAAGGAGAACAACCUCAAGUCCAUCGAGGAGAUCGUCAGCCUCCAGCACCUGCGCAAGCUCACCAGCCUGAAGCUGUGGCACAACGCCAUUGCCUACAUCCCCGACCAUAUCAAAAAGCUGGGCAGCCUGGAGCGGCUCUACUUCAGCCACAACAAGAUCGAAGUCCUCCCCUCCCACCUCUUCCUCUGCCACAAGCUGCGCUACAUGGACCUCUCCCACAACGAGAUUCGCUUCAUCCCGCCCGAGAUCGGGGUCCUGCAGAGCCUCCAGUACUUCUCUGUGUCCUGCAACAAGAUUGAGAACCUCCCAGACGAGCUCUUCUUCUGCAAGAAGCUCAAAACCCUCAAGCUGGGGAUGAACUUUCUGACCGUGCUGUCACCAAAGAUUUCCUUCCUGAUCGCACUGACACACCUGGAACUCAGCGGCAACCAUUUUGAGGGCCUGCCAGCGGAGCUGGGGUCCUGCCGUGCCCUGAAACGUAGUGGCCUUGUCGUUGAAGACGCCCUGUUUGAGACGCUGCCGUCAGAUGUCAGGGAACAGCUGAGCGCAGAGUGAUCUGCCGUACCUCCACAAAAUGCCAAAUGUCUUAAUCUGACAAGCCUGGCUCCUAAACAGUGGCAUUUCUACCUUAGUUUAUCAUCAAGUGUAGUAUUGGAUAAUCUAUAUACUAUAAUUCAGGGGUAUUGAAAAAAAAAACAUUUUAAUGGCCUUAAUGGUAUUGGCACAUGCAGUGCACUUAGGUUUAGUGCCAAUGGGCUGAUAUCAUAAUAUGAGCAGCAGACUGGGGCAGUAUAUAAGGAACUUGGCUUCUGACCAGACAGUCGAUUUGAUAUAUAUGUUAGAGGAUGAAAUAAAAUACUCAGUCUUUUUCUAUAGUAGGCCUUUGAGGGUAUGGAAAGAUAGCCUCAGUGGAAAUCAGUGAGAGUGCUUCAUUUUACUAUCCUCUACAAUAUUUCAGCCAACAACAUCCUGGUUAGAAUGGAUGGAAGGAUGUUGCUAAUGGACCCUUGAGAAAGGCACUUCACCUGAAGCACUUCAGUCAGAACAGUUACAGUGUUAGCAUUUAUAUAAGCUGGAGGCUGUAAGUCAUGACACCCUUUACAGUUUAAGAAUAUAGAUGCUAAUAGGAGAAGCCAUGUCAAAAACACAGCUUGUUAUGCGGGAUGACACAGGGCGUGACAACAGGGCUGGAUAUUGCUACACCACUCCAAAGAGAUGAACAUCGGUCAAUUGGAUGUCCAGUCAGAAUUCAUAUAUAUAAGAUGGUGCAUAAAGAUUUUGCAAUCAAGAUUGAGAAUGACCACAAAAAAAUAUAUGAAACAUACCUGUGUAGUUACUGUAAAACUGUAUUUAAAUGAAACUGCUUCUUCCGAUCGAUAAGAAUGGCAGUUGUCAUCGGUUUUUAUAAUACUAAUAUCAGCAACUCAGAAAUUCAAAGUGCAUUUUGAACUUUUCCUGUCGAAAAAAAGUAAUGAUCCAGCUAGACCAAGCUUGGGGGAGAGGACUGUUAAAAGUGCAGUAUAUUGAUGCUUGAUAAUCAAUUGCCAGCCACUAGCACCUUGAUAGUGAAUUUUGAUUCAGCUAACAGUUUAACACCCUGAUCUUGCAAGUAUGCAUAAGGAAAUGUGCUUGAAUACUAUCGCUAUCAAAAAAGAUGGGAAAUCUAGCUUUGUCUUGUGCUCAAAAUAACUCCCCUUCCUUUGCUCAAACUGUCACUUUUCCCAAGGCCUGACUAAAAUCUUGAUCCUCUUAUUAAAUAGGUGAGUAACAAUGUAUAUUCUAAACUGAUCUGUAAAAUUUAAUAGUAGUCCACAGCUGCUUCAUGGGCUCAUAUUACAGUUCAUCAUAUAUUCCACCUGAACCAGGGUUGAGAAUAAACUGAAGUUUCCUGAAGUGCAACGUUAGAAAUACAUACAUCCCUGGGGAAUCAUUCUUCAGUCUUCCUUUGAAUGUUAAGUCUAAAGAUUAAGUCUAAAGAACAGACUGUUAACAUCUGGCAUUGAUGUUUGAAUUACAAGCGACUUGUCCUCUGCGUCAUUUUUCAAACAAUCAUGUCACGUUUGCAGAAAAUAAGCUUGUGUCGUGUUCAGAUAUGUCUGUGUAAUUCCCAGACUUGAGCAAAGACUCGUGGCCCCAGAAUAUCAGGGCACCUGGUGACAAAUUAUUCCUGUAAAAGUUACAGUACAAUAAUGUACUGACAUCACUUUCAGUUUUCAACAUCUGCUCUAGCCUCUACUGUAGCACUUCUUUAUCACACUCACCUA
Molecule: messenger RNA, 4196 nt
Organism: Megalops cyprinoides (Indo-Pacific tarpon)
Lineage: Eukaryota; Metazoa; Chordata; Actinopteri; Elopiformes; Megalopidae
Product: volume-regulated anion channel subunit LRRC8C-like
Exons: 3
Coding region: 97-2487 (796 amino acids)
Molecular function (GO): protein binding
Source: RefSeq, a predicted model, not a curated record